CCGGUUCGGGGCUGCUGCUGUGGCAGGGUGGUGAGUGUAAUCGAGAUCUGGCGCCUUUUCUGGGACCAUGGCAGCCCAGGAAGCCACUCCAGACGGCCAGUCGGAGGAGAGCAGUGCUUUGGACCUGCCAUCAGUUUAUGACAUAAGGGAUUACGUGUUGCAGAGACCCAGCCAGGAGGCCAACAGUGAGGCUCUUGGUUCUGCGGAAGCCCUUUCUAUGCCGUGCUCUUCUGAUGUGGAUCCAGAUACCUGUAACCUAAAUACUGAACAAAAUGAUUGCUGGACCUCUGAGAACUCCUGUCUUGACCCUUCUGUGAAGGGCCAGCCAGAGACCAAGCUGCAGGAUGAUGGACUUCGGCAGUCUCUGGAUACAUUCUAUGAAGCGUUUGGCCAUCCACAGGCGGCCUCUGGAAAUCCACUCUCCGCGUCUGUCUGCCGGUGCCUGUCUCAGAAAAUCAGCGAACUGAAGGGCCAGGAGAACCAGAAGUACACCCUCCGCAGUUUGCAGAUGGCCCGGGUCAUCUUCAGCCGGGACGGCUGCUCAGCCUUGCAGAGGCGUUCCAGGGCCGCCCACUUCUACCCAUCAGGAGAAGGAAGUGAGUCUCUGGAGGAUGAAAAGCUGACCCCAGGACUUUCAAAAGAUGUUAUUCAUUUCCUCUUGCAGCAGAAUAUUAUGAAAGACCCAUGACUGGUGCCUGGUGGUGGGAGCAGGCACGUGGAAGGUAGCCUCGGGGCUGAUACCGCUGGUGCACCACCCAGAACCCCUCAGGUCUCCCGCCAGCCCCGUGUACCCGGCUCCCAGCUAAGUGCUUUGCUUGCGAAGGCUGCCAUCUGUCAUCUGGUCCUGGAGCCACUUCAGCCCAUAUGGAGAGCCAGCAGUGUCUGGGGACUUUAUUGCCUCUGUGGCCACCCGACCUCCCACCCAAACCUACCACUCCCUUUGACCUAAGGCCAGUGACCAGCUGGUGUAGGAGUCCAAAAACCCAGCUUCAUUGCCUCCGGGAAGGACAUGCUUUGAGGUAUAAUUCAGUUCCAGAGCUCCCCUCCUGGUCAGCCCAAGGCUGGGGCUUCUCGUGAAGUCUUGAUCUUGCCUGGCUCCUUCUCUUCCCCUGCCCUCCUUCUCCCAUUCACUUACUGGUGUCCCCUGGGAGCUUUUCCUUAAUAAAUGUCUUGUACCUGAAUCCUUGACUCAGAGUUUACUUCUGGAAGAACCCAACCUAAGAGGACAGAAUUUCAUUCAAUGACUUUUUGGAAAGAUACAAAGCCCUGUGCUGAAUCAAGUAUAAGAAUUUUAUCAAGUUGUAAAACUGUGACCAUGUGAUUGAGAACGUAUGUCCCGAAAUAAUACAAAGAUUUAAAUACGGUUCCCCGAAGUGCAUCACAUCUUAAUCCUACCCUCACCUCUCCAAAGUCAGAAAUUCCUGUUUUAUAGCACUAUCCGGGUGUGCAAGGAACAUUUGAACCAUCUAAAAUAACAGCUGAGAUUCUCAAAUUAAAAAAAAAAAAAAAUCUUUUCUUCUCCACCAGAUUGCAAAUGUGAAAGAUGAGAAAAAAACCAAUGUGUGCCACCCACCAGAGAUCGCGUCGGCUCAGUUACAUUAUGGUAGGCUGGUGGAUGCGACCUUGUCAAUUUGUGGUGGAAGAGAAAAAGGAAUCCUUUGUGCAAGUGGACUUCUUCCUCUCAUUAAUUUUACCUUCUGUCUGCCUGCUGCCAGCGCCCUCUGUCACCCUCCGAACAGUUGGCCUCUCACCCCUGUCCUGUCCUUGCUUCGCCAGGGAGCAGCUUUAAAUAGCCCGGGCUGGCAGGUGCUCUGUUCCUCAGCAGCGUCCUGACCCCCGUUACAGGAUUCGGUUGGUAGGAUGACAUCACCUGGCACUAAGCUCUCUGAUAUUGUGGUUGGCAGUCUCCCGCUCAUCUCUCCCUUGACGGUCCUUCAAACAAAUUACUCUGCCAGAAAGGUUAUAUCACUUGAUCUGGGGAACAACAAGAGAAGUUGGCAAUACCAAGAUUUGGAGAAAUUUUAAGUGAAAUUUAAUUGGCAUAAGACUCCAGAAGAUUCCAGAAAGCAGAUGAUACAAAUAGAUCUUCUUACAAGUGUAUGCUAAGAGUGAGCGUGCCCUCUCUGGCCAGGUCUCUUGGGAACUCUGGAAUGGAGAGAGAAGCCUUUUAAUAGUCAGGAAUUACAUACUGAGGUUUCCGGUUCUGGGAUGAUCAGAGGUAAGAAACAGGAUCCACAAUGAAGUGCAGAGGCACCUCUGGAAGGAGACUUAAAUGGUAGGGAAUGCAAAAUGAAUAGGUCUUGAGAGACCAGGACUCCAGGUUCUCCUCUGACAAGCAAUUGUCUGCAUCUUUCUCCAUGGGCUCCUCCGAUUCCAGCUGGCCUCCAGAUAACUAUGAAACCAGCGGGACUUACCUUUGAAAAUCUAUAGGGGUUGAAUUUUGAAGUUGCUAGUUUUACUGUUUUUUGAUGUGAAGCAAAUUCAUAGAUGCUUUUGAAGAAUGCUGUAGUUUUUAGCAUUAUUCAGCCCCUGAAAUGUUGGCGAUUGGUUUCCAUGACUACCAGCAGAAUGAAACUGGAUUAUUUUAUACAGUUUUUAAGGGACAAAAGAUCCAAGCUAUUUGAAUCUCCAUGCUGGCAAGCAGCAGCUUCUAUUUGGCAAUGAGAUUUUAGUAUCAGUGACUUUGUAAACUUUAUUUAUGUCAGUGCUGUGGAUGCUCAGAAAAAAGGUAAACUCUGAAAGCAGAGAAUUUCGAAGUCUAAAAGCCAGAAUCACUUUAGGGUGAAAAAAGAGUGUGGUGUGUGUUUGUUUGUAUCUGAGUAAGUGCUUGUGACAGGUCGGUACAAAAUAUUUGAUUCCUUGCAGUCUGGCCCCUUAAUUUGAUCUUCAUGAGGUUAGGAUGGCAUUUUCCAUUUAUCUCUGUUUACCCUUAAUAAAGACAAAGAGAUAAAGAUAUUAAGGCUUUAGCCUCUGGCAUUAUUGUCUAAUUCUGCCCUACAGAUCACUUCACUGACAUCUCAUCAUCCUGUGAACUGACUUAUCUAGGAUACGAUCUGUGAUCUUUUCAGAGGUCUCUGAGGAUGGACUUGCUGGCAGGAGCAUCAGAACUCGAAGGAAGAGAACCACUACCAGUGUUUUAAGUUCAUGUAACUGUCAUUCACUUCAAAGUCUGUUUCUUUGCAUGACUUACGUAUGUAAUAGACCUUGUUACUAGUACUUAGCACAAAACAAUACAGUGAUACUUUAAAACUUUUUUAAAGCUUACUUUUAAAACUUGUAAUCACAUGUAAAAGUGUUUAUAAUCACAUGUAAAAGUGAACAUCUUAAAGAUUUUACCACCUGAACCCACCUGUGCAACCAGCAUCCGGCUCAAGCAACAGGCAUUACCAGCCCGCUCAGGCAGCCUUCUCCUGAGAGGACAGUUUCGUCUUUGAAGAACUGAUGAGAAUGGUUUUCUCAGUCUCUAUUCUGCCAUCUGUCUCCUGGAAUGCUGCAAGCAACUUCCACCAGGUCAAGAUGUUGCCGAUAGAUGCAACCGGCAUUCCAGGUUCUUGUCUCGUCCCAGAAAGAAUUCAGAGACAAGACUUAGAGGUUAAAACAGAGGGUGGUAAAACGUUGGAAGGACUCCAGUGCUGGCAGGGGUGCAGGGAGACCCUGACUGACCAUCGACGGGAAGCUCAUCCAUUCUACAACGAUGACUGAGCCGGAGCUAUGGCAGUGAGCCCGACCUGGAAGGUCUCCUGCUGUCGGUACCUACCCCCCAGGGAGGGUGACAAAGACCAGAUCCCUGCAAGCUGUGCAUCAGAGUAAGAAUUCUCCAGAUCCACCCAAGUGAGUCCUAUCCAACUGCUGUCGCACUGGUGGUGCCUUCACAGAAGACACAAGAUGUAGGAUCCCUCCAUCUCUUGUUAUUUUGUUCCUCUGCUUCCUUCAGUAUUUGCACCUUAAUGUCAGAUGCCUUAAGCACCCGUUAUUAUUUCAUGAGAAUGUAAUUCAUGUGUAUUAAAACUGUGGAAGUGUUCUGAUUACUUUUGCAAGAUGCCCUGGAUCCUGAUUUAUGCUUGUCGCCACACUGACUCUCUAAAAGUGUGUGGUCCGUUUGGAUGUAAAGUGUGGAUUCUCAGAUAUGUGAGUUAGAACUCCUGGCAGCAAGGAUGCAGUGCCUAACCCUCCCCUGAUUUUCACCUCCUUGUAUCCUCAAUCCUCUCCCAUUUCCUCUCCCUUUUCUGCCAUGUAUUUACAGGUUUCCUUUAUCUUAAAAAAAAUUAUUAACACACACACACUCAUGCACAAAAAAAUCCCUUCAUUUAAUCAUGUUGGCCUCUGUCCAGCUCCUCCUCUUCCCUUUGCUCCCAUCUUCUGGACUCAAGAAACAGCUAAGUCACAGGAUGCUGGAAUUUGGAAAUAGAGAAGACCCUGAGAUGGCUCUGCUGCUGUGCAACCCCAAAAGCGUCACUUACCCUCUCUGGGCUUGAAUUUACU
Messenger RNA from Camelus dromedarius (Arabian camel), 4482 nucleotides. It is a transcript of the gene SHLD1, whose product is annotated as shieldin complex subunit 1. The coding region runs from base 68 to 688 and encodes 206 amino acids. The record is from RefSeq and is a predicted model, not a curated record. NCBI's taxonomy places the organism in Eukaryota, Metazoa, Chordata, Mammalia, Artiodactyla, Camelidae. Gene Ontology annotation, cellular component: site of double-strand break. The transcript has 7 exons. Gene Ontology annotation, biological process: positive regulation of double-strand break repair via nonhomologous end joining; negative regulation of double-strand break repair via homologous recombination; positive regulation of isotype switching.